CAUUUUUGUUUCUGGAAAAAUAGCAUUGGUAGUUUUGUCAACAUGGUUGGUAUGUUUGCUUUCUCAGAUGAGUUGGAAGAUCGGUUUGACCGACAGCGUAUGAUAAUGAAGAGAAAAGUGACAAAUGUCCCGGAUGUUGCUAGUGCGGCGACGAGAGAAGAUAAUUUAUCGAGCGCAGGUAGCAAAGACAGGCGACGUGAGAGCGGUGUAGGCAUAUUGGAAUUUUCACCCGACAAAGCUGGUAGAGACAUAACGCCGUUGAAAAUGAACCUCACGUUGAACCCCAAGUGUAUAACAGGGCCAUUUGGAGCCAUAGCAGAAACAUUCUCAUGUGCUAAAAUGGCUGAACUACACCACAGACAACAACACCUACUCGGUGAACACGAAGAAACAUCUCCUCUAAUGAAGAAAAAACGGGGCUAUCAACAGAUUUCCGAGACAGAAGAUUCCGAGGGUCCGUCAAUUAUGAAACGAAAGUACCAUCACUACACGUUGGAAUCUGAUAGCAGUCAGCCAGGGCCAUCGUCGGGACGACCGUCUUCUAAAGUAUUUAGCAGUGCGGCAGAGACUGAGACUACGUCAUUGACAAACGUUUCUCUCUCGAGUUCAAUCCGACCACAUGAAAAUGAAGAUAUUGUCACAACUCGACAGCCACGAACCGAUCACAUCGCUGUGCAGGAUAUUCAUAUUACAGACCCUAUUAUUGAACGGCGCUUUGACGAUUUCACCAACAGGAUGGGUUCGUUUGAAACUAAAAUGGCAUCCAGUAUGACAGAGAUAUAUGAACUCGUUCGCCAACAGCAGUCGAUGUUGGCACGUUGUCAACAAGGGACAAACGAAGAUACCAGUCAAGACACUUUACCAACCAAGGCGCCGACGAAGGCGCCGCCCAAGAUGAAAUUUACGCCAUUAAUAACCCGAUCUGGAGGAGAUUCUGGAAGACUGUGGAAACGUAUGGUUGAAAGAAGACCACAGCCAGAAAUACUUGAACUUAGUGACUCUGCAUCGUCCGAAAGUCUGCCAGAUGAAGCCUGA
Saccoglossus kowalevskii is the source of this 1035-nucleotide messenger RNA. Its product is annotated as voltage-gated inwardly rectifying potassium channel KCNH6-like. The record is from RefSeq and is a predicted model, not a curated record. Gene Ontology annotation, cellular component: plasma membrane. Gene Ontology annotation, molecular function: inward rectifier potassium channel activity. NCBI's taxonomy places the organism in Eukaryota, Metazoa, Hemichordata, Enteropneusta, Harrimaniidae. Gene Ontology annotation, biological process: regulation of membrane potential; potassium ion transmembrane transport.